Messenger RNA from Gaeumannomyces tritici R3-111a-1, 462 nucleotides. Its product is annotated as 40S ribosomal protein S15. Gene Ontology annotation, biological process: translation; ribosomal small subunit assembly. Bases 1 to 462 code for a protein of 153 amino acids. Gene Ontology annotation, molecular function: RNA binding; structural constituent of ribosome. Gene Ontology annotation, cellular component: cytosolic small ribosomal subunit; ribosome. The transcript is spliced from 4 exons. Lineage: Eukaryota; Fungi; Ascomycota; Sordariomycetes; Magnaporthales; Magnaporthaceae. The record is from RefSeq and is a predicted model, not a curated record.
AUGGCCGACGUCGAAUACAACGCCGAGGAGGCUGCCGAGAUCAAGAAGAGAAGAGCGUUCCGCAAGUUUUCCUACCGCGGAAUCGACCUCGACCAACUUCUCGACCUCACCUCGGACCAGCUGCGUGAUGUCGUCCACGCCCGCGCCCGGCGCCGAAUCAACCGGGGCCUGAAGCGCAAGCCCAUGGGCCUCAUCAAGAAGCUGCGCAAGGCCAAGCAAGAGGCCAAGCCCAACGAGAAGCCGGACCUCGUCAAGACCCACCUCCGCGACAUGAUUGUCGUUCCCGAGAUGAUCGGCAGCGUCAUCGGUAUCUACUCCGGCAAGGAGUUCAACCAGGUCGAGAUCAAGCCCGAGAUGGUCGGUCACUACCUGGCAGAGUUCUCUAUCUCAUACAAGCCUGUGAAGCACGGUCGCCCGGGUAUCGGUGCUACUCACUCUUCUCGUUUCAUUCCUCUGAAGUAA